AAUGAGUAUUUCAUUCUAUUUAUGUCAAAUGGUAAAAAAAAUGUAAUAAAUAGAAUUAAUCAUUCCACAUCAUUAUAUUUUAAAAAAUAAAUAAUUCAGUUGUAGCUUUAAAAAAAUAAAAGAUAUAUAAUAGAAAUUUUAAUGUUGUCUGAAGUAUACUUGUUGAAAAAUACAAAAUUGAAACAGGAAAAUUAUUUGACAAGCGUAGUCGAAACUUUUGAAAUAAUGAUAAACCUAAAAUUAAGAGAAUAAAAAUAAAAAUAUAAGAGUUAAAUCCAAAAAAAAAUGAACAAGCAAGAUAAAAGGUUUUUUUUUUAAAUAGCAUACCAAAAUAUAUCUGCUUAGAUACUUGUGGGCCCAACGCAGGGCGGCAGGGGAGUGAGAUAGACUCGGACACUAUAAAACUCAUGAACAAAGUAACUUGGUCCCUAAGACUCCACCAUAAUUGUUGCCUCUCAGUGUCUUUAGGGUUUUGUAACAAAACGAUCAUUCUUCUCAUUAUCUCCAUCUAUUCCAAUCCGAUCACUCUUCUUGAAGAUUAACGAGCGAUGGAGAUUGCUUCGAGCAAUUUGAGAUACGAAACUAAAGAUGUUGGGUGCAAAUCAACCAGUUCCUCCUUCUUACACAUAAACCCUAAGUUGAGACGAGAUGGCAAGGAAAGGCGCGACGUUGUUAUGGAGACUCCAAAGAAACGCAAACAUUCUGAUGAAGAAAAACCACCUGAGAAGAGACAAAAGAAGACCUUCGAAGCUUUGAAGUCUAAGUUUACAGAACCGGUGGAUGCAAAAGCAAUUACGGCCAAGUUUAAAGAACCGGUGCAAUAUUUUACGACCCUUCAUGAUACAAAGAGGAAGUCCAAGGUUAUUACAGAAAAACCAGGUGAUAAGACUGAGACUCAAGACCACAGUUUGAAAGACUUGAUAGUAAAGGCGCGAGAGAAAGUGCAAGAAAAGAGACAGAUCGAUCAUAGGAACAAUGACAUCGCAAGCCAGAGGAUAACUGCUCGGUUAGCCUUAACUCAGAUGGUAAAAACCGUUGAUUUCGAUGAUCAUCUUAAAUAUCACAUGGAAUUAGAAAAGCUUGGAUGUGAUUUCAUCAGUGAUCAAGUCAGUUGCUUGUACAAGUUCAGUCUCUUGUCAAGAAGCGACUACUACAUUGAUGAAUCUAACUAAAAUCUGAGAAAAGUGUAGUUGUGAUCUGUCUUUUUGUUUUUAUUUGUUGUAUAAUAUGUAGAACAUGUCUGAAGUUUCUCUUUUCAGAUUAUAUAUGACAAAGUUUCAGAGUAAUUAUGUUUAUAAUAUUUGCAAAAGUGAUCAAGCUACUGUUAUUGCUACAAAUAGUAGCAACUCCAUAUACUUAAUUAAUACAAGUAUAGUAGCUACUCCAAAUACUUUGUAUAAAGAUGGAAUAGUGCAUGUCUAAGAGUUUCAAAUUUGCAUCAACAUUAAACAAAAUUCACAUCAAACCAAACCAAAAUUAUUUGGUCAUGAAUUUGUGAAACCAAACUAUAUAUGCAGAUGCAAAAGGACUGCUCAGAUCUAGAUCCAAGUGUUACAACUGACUAUUAAAACUUUGAAUAAGAUUCAAGAUUUCAGUCAAAAUAUUCCACAUUUCACUUGAUGACCUAUGAAAAGUUUGGAUAGUCUUUGUGGUAGUUUACUAUUUUGGGGAGAGGAUUGCAGAUGCAGCAGUGACAUCUGCUAUCAGAGCAACUAGUUGACGAGCCUGAAGGCAAGCACCAAUGUCAAAAGGAUGCAACUCUGAACCAUCAUAGAGAAGAUUCAGGCCCGCAUGAAGACAAAGGAUCUGCGAAGGUCCACGGCCCGAGCUCGAUAAAAAUGACCCAUACUUAUAGCUUUGGACCCUUGUGUGUUAUAUUCGUGAUAAAAAAAUUUGUAGGCUUAUCCUAAAGUAUUUCUCUAUGAAUAUCUUUGAAUGGGUAAGAACUAAUAGAGACACUUCAUAAGGAUCUUCGUCUUUGAUUCAACAACACAUGUAUUUCUUUGCGUCUAUCUAUUUCUCUGAUCAUUAAUUGAAACCACAACUUUGUCCCUGAUUUCACCAAAGAUUUGUUGUCCCCUAAUAAUUACUUGACCUAAUAUUUUUGUGAUCACAUUCUAAUAGAUCUACUAACCAACAUGGGACCCUUAUGCUAAUAAAAAACGGUGUAAAGAAGCAUGAGUCUGGUAGUUUUUGGCUUCUCUUGUAUAUAUACAAGUUCUCAACUUCUGUUGUAAGUAUAUAUAUAUAUAUAUAUAUAUAUAUCUUGUUAUAUAAAUAUAUAACUUUCAUUCCCACAUGAUCAUGUCUUCUCACCAUAAGCUUAUAGUCCACAAUUUGUUUUGCACAUACAAUUGAUUAUGCCAACUUGGGACCAUCAUUGAUCAGAUAGAGUAGAAACAUAGGCAUGUGUUGUGUCUUGUUAGGUUUCUCAGGAGCUUGUCAUAAAGCCUGUCAAAGCUAAUAGUUUCUCCUUCUAUAAAAUGAAACAAGGCAAUGGUAUUUUCCAUCAUUUAUUUCUGUCACAGAAUCACAGAGAGCUCUACAUCAGAACUUACAAAUCUGUUCUCUUUCUUUCUCCUUCUUACUUUUUGGAUUAAAUAUAUUUUAGAAAAUGAUAAUGAACACAAAGAAGCUAAUGAAGAUGGUCAAGAAAUGGCAACAAAGAGCAGCCCUCCAUAGGAAAAGGAUCUCAUUUCAGAGGUCGAGUUCUAGUGGUAGCAGCUCAACGUCAGUAGAUAAGGGUUGCUUUGUGGUUUAUACGGCGGACAAAGCCCGCUUUACUUUUCCAAUAAGUUACCUGAGCAACUCUGUUUUCCAAGAACUCUUGAAAAUCUCUGAAGAAGAGUUCGGCCUCCCCACCGAAGGACAAAUUACAUUGCCAUUCGAUUCUGUUUUCUUGGAGUAUCUUAUCAAAUUGGUCCAGCGACGAAUGGAUGAAAAUACAGAAAAGGCUUUGUUAAUGUCAAUCUCUAGUGGUAGAUGUUCUUCGCAAUGCUCUUUGCAACUACAAGAUCAAAGUAGUUGUCAACAUUUGCUUGUAUUUUAGAGUGUAGCAGUUUCUGUAUUAGAUAGACACAGAAAUACAAAUUAUUAUCUUCA
Brassica napus (rape) is the source of this 3102-nucleotide messenger RNA. RefSeq lists its product as uncharacterized. The record is from RefSeq and is a predicted model, not a curated record. NCBI's taxonomy places the organism in Eukaryota, Viridiplantae, Streptophyta, Magnoliopsida, Brassicales, Brassicaceae. The coding region runs from base 549 to 1172 and encodes 207 amino acids. The transcript has a single exon.